GCGCCAUGACUGUCCGCUUCAAGUGUCAGAGUGAAUACCAGAAGAGCUACGGGGUUCCCCGGUCCAGGAGUUUGCCCCCUCAGCGCUGCACCCCGUUGGCCGGCCUCCGCUCCUACCAGAUGGGUAUCAGCAGAGAACCAGGUCUCCAGCGUCGGAAGAGGCUCGGUCCUGCUGGUCUCGCUCAGUCCUGCACUUCUCUGCUCUGUCCAUCAGAUCCACAUCAGUCCCCUGCUGAACCGACCGCUCAUGCCCACAUAAGAGCGCCCUCUGCAGUACCAGCCUCCAGGAGUCGCUCCGCCCACAGGAAGAAGCCUACCCUGGACCCAAGACCUCCAACACCUCCUCCUGAAUCUCGAGCAGAACCUGAAUCUCCUGCACAACCAAAAACUCCAGAGAGGCCACAGCGUGCUGCAGGAAAAUCUACAAAGCUCCACCCCUCCCAGCCUGACAGACAACCACAGCAGCCCAGCCGCCCUCCUACAGCAGCACCUGACCGACAGCAGCUCUCGGCCAAUGAGUUCGAGCAUGCUCUGCGGUCGAGGGCGGGGCUGAGGUCAGAAGGUCAAAGGUCGGGAGGUCAGAAGUCAGAGUACCACAGACAGUUCAGCUGGAAGAAACCUACAACUGCUGCGUCACCAGUACUGACUGCAGAACAGGUGCUGUAUUCCAGCAGCAGAUCUGUCCCUCCCUUUAAGAAGAACUCCGUUGCCAUGGAAACGGAGUAUCAGCGGAGCUUCCAGGGCGUGGCCCCUCCCACCGAACCCCGCCUUCGGACACAUCUGGAACAUCAGCAAAUCCCGCUGUUCCACAAACACAUGACCAACAAAAAGAGGAAGGAGGAGUCACAGAAGAAGCCCCGCCCCAAUAACAACGCCCCCACCCCUCAGAAUGAUAAUGCCACGCCCCCUCCUCCUCCUCAGGUGCAGAGAGGACCCAGGAUCCCAGAAAAAGGCGGAGCCACGGACGGCGACGCCCCUCAGGUGAAGCAGCUGAAGCAGCUGAGGCAGGAGGCCUCGUCGUACCGCCGCCGCGCCUGGGGAACCAACUUCUCCAGAGAUCACCUGAACCAGCUGCGGUCCGAACACAACGCUCUGUGGGAGCCGACCGACACCACGGACUCUGCCACUGACCCCCCCACCCCACGCUUGACCUUUGACCUCUGUGAGGAUCCAGACAGCCGCAGCACGCCCUGUGUGGAGGCUCUGGACCUGGCCAGCCGCUCCGCUGCCUCCAGUAAGAGGUCGUCUGUCGUGGGCUCAGGAGAAAUAAACAACACAAACAAAAACACACAAACAAAAGCACAAACGUCUCAAAGUCCUCCUGCUGAAAGACCCACCGCCUGGGAAGGAGGAGGAGGAGAAGAAGGAGAAGAAGAAGAAGGAGGAGGAGGAGGAAAUACAGACGAGGAGGAGGGGAGGUUACCGACUCCAAGGCUGAAGAUACGACCAGUUCAGAGAACCCACCACGACCUCACCACACCUUCUACUGGAGGAGCUAUUCUAGUGGGAAAAGUGAAGAUCAGUGAUGAGUCUUCUCCGCUCAAACAACAGAGGUGUGGGUCAGCCGUUUCCGUGGCAGCGGGGGCGGACGCUGCGGUCGACAUGCCGGUCAAACGGAGAGAGGCGUGGUCAGAGAAUAAACGCCCUCCAUCACCUGGCCCCUCCCCCGACCACAAACUGGCUUCUAAACCAAUCAGGAUGAAGCAAACGCCUCCAACCCCUGUUGCCCCACCCCCUCUGGUCCCUCCCUCACUGCACUGCAUCCAGGGAACCCUGAGACACCCUGACUUCCAGCACAACGGUGAGUUGGGUCUGAGGUUCAGGGAGCUGCAGUGUUCAGGACGAGGCUGCGGCUCCGAUGACGACGACCGGCUCUCGGUGAUGUCGUGGCGUUCCGCGGCCUCCUGCUCCAUGGCGUCCGCCGUCCUGCAGCGCGCUCAGAAGAGACGAGAAAACUUCUGGGGGAAGAGAUGACCUCCGACCUCCUGACCCUAACGAGGUCCCUGCUGUCGCCGUGGAAACCAGCACUGUUGUUUGUAGAGCUGAGUGGUUAGUUAAUGAGUAAUUGCUGUAAUUAGUCAGAAUCAUGUAUUUUUAUAGAUGUAAGUGAUUAAUUUAAUUAGAGAGAAUCAUGUAUUUUUAUAGGUGAGUGUCAGUACCUGUGUCAGUGUUUACAGGUUUGUCAUAGAUGUUUUUAUAAAUCUAAUUAUGUAACGUUAGUCAUUGUGUUGCUGCGGCUCAGUUACAUCACAACCUGAAACCUGAGCUCGUCAGUUUCCUCCUGAGGGAACGAGCUCCCACUGGUUAAAGGAAAACUUUGGAGAAACGUUUGGCAGCGACGUUCGGUUCCUGUCAGCGGUUUGGUGUCUGUUUCAUCUUCCUCAACGUUUCUCACACGCUGCUGCAGCGAACACUUUGACCUUUGACAUCAGAGAAUCCAACGCUCUGACAGCGUCUUCCUCAUGACAGACUCACGGUGAGAACAAACAGACUGCUAAUUCUUUUAUCAUCCAUUAAUCUGCCCAUUAAUUAUUACAUUUUUUUAUUAGUUUGAUCUAUAAAACAUCAUGAACCUCAGGGUCAGAGGCUGCAGCCAAUCCCAGCUCACAUGAGGUGAGAGGCGGGACUUACCCUGCACAGACCAACUGUCUGUCACACGGCCGACACACAGAUGAACAAACAUUCACACCUGCAGGAAGUUCACCAGUUAACCUGCAACAUAUAAACUCCAGGGUUCAAACCCAGAACCUCCUGGCUGUGAGGCGCCAGUGCUGAUCACUGAACCACCGCGUCGUCCCGAACAACAAGUAAACACACAGAAAUAUUCACUUUACAAAAAUAAGAAUAAAGAAAAGCAGCUAAUUCUCACAUCUGAGA
Molecule: messenger RNA, 2876 nt
Organism: Seriola dumerili (greater amberjack)
Lineage: Eukaryota; Metazoa; Chordata; Actinopteri; Carangiformes; Carangidae
Gene: saxo6
Product: Mdm1 nuclear protein
Exons: 16
Coding region: 6-1973 (655 amino acids)
Biological process (GO): negative regulation of centriole replication
Molecular function (GO): microtubule binding
Source: RefSeq, a predicted model, not a curated record